CACUAACAAAAUUUAAUGCCGAAAUUGAUCACUAGAGAUAGAAGCGCCUACUGGACUAAGUAUUUAAUGCUCAAAGUUCAAGAAUAAUUUGAAGAUUAUUGAGAACUGAGGUACCUAUGAGAAAGGUUUAGAAAAUUGUUACAGUAGAGACUGAGAUGUAAAUUGUAAUUUCGUUUGACGGCUUAGAAGAUAGCACAAUUAUUAAUGAAUAAUUAGUGACAGAUUAAUGAGAUUAUCAGUAUUAGUAUUAGUAUUUUUAUAAUAGUAUUAUAAUUAUAUUUAUUACCAUAUACCGGUAUUUAUGAAUUAUUAGUUAGUGAAUUUAGUGUCAUUUUUAUUUUUAGUAGUCAUUACUUUACUGACUAGACUGGAGUUAUAAGACUUUAGACUUCGCAUUUAAUUUAGUCUCCAGCUCCGAAACUCUAAAAUUAGUAAAAGCCAAAAGUAAAAAUAUAUUACUAAAAUAUUAAAAUUUGACUUUACUCUUGCCAUGCCAUUCAUAAUAUUAAUUAAUUAAUAGAUCAUACUACCUUUUUGGUGGCCUAAAAAUAGUAAACACAACCAUUUAACUUUUGACUCUGUAGUGGCUCUUUACUCACUUACACAUGGUGUAACUAGCAAAACCCUAAACCUAGGCCAUUGAAUGACCCAUUGGCAUGGUCUUGAGCUAUGGAUGGCUAUUAGAUAUGAUCCUAUUUCACUGUGUGGUCUUGUGGUAUCAUAAACUCUAGGGUGAUAAUAAUAUUUUAUGAUAAAUUCCAAGGCUAGGAUACUGUUUUACUAGGCCAAAUAAACUUAACCUAUAUGAACUAUAUCUUUUUCAUCUUAAUUAAAAAUUUAUUUUAUAAUUUAAAUUUAAUUAUUACGUUCAAUAGUAACAGUAGUAUUUUAAUAAAAUAUUUUAAAGCAUUUUAACUACACAUUAUGUAUAACUAAGUAUUUAACUUGAACAAGAUGUGCUGGCCUUAAAACUCAUAAUAAUAAGCCAUCAAAAUGCAUUAAGAUAAGCCAUUCCUACCACUCAAUUAGUCUAAUGGUACCCGGCUGCGAAUUGCGGUUCUGCAUGUCUGGAUCCAUUAAAAAGUCAAGAAAUCCAUUAUGUGGUAGAAAUGUAUCCCAAAUUUGUUACACGAUUAGACAUUGCCAAACAAAGAGGCAUCCAUGAAACCAACCAAAAUAAACCUAUCAAUAAAGAAUUAUUUGUCAACAAGUUUGCCAUGUUCUGUCACUCAAUAAACAAUAAAGAUUUACUACACAUCAUGCUCUUUACCAUGUAACAUAAAAUAGAUAAGUUAUUGAUUUAUUACAUUGCUUACUUCAGCAUGGGUGAUAAACUUGAGAAAAUGAAAAUACAUGAGACUACUGUAAGACAUCGCGUGGAAUGUGAGGAGAGGGCCUUUCACAUUGUAAACAAACUCAUUGAUGGCAGUAUUGAUGAAGAAUAUCUCAUUCAUUGUGUAUGUAUAUGUUUAUUACAAAAUCUUUUUAAUGUUUUCCAAAAAAGAUUUGACUUAAUUCAAAACAAAUUGCAGUUGUGAUUAUCUUGAAAACUACACACAAAUGGUCUGUGAUGCUAAAUGUCAUUUUUAAAAAUUAAAUUGUCAAGUAAAAAUUAAAUUUUAUGGAUAAGCUAGAAGCAUUCAGGUAUAUUUUAAAUAUAACUCAUGACAUUUCAUAACUUGAUCUUAACUUUACAGGGAAGGCUUAUCAGCAGAGAACACUACAGCGAUAUCAUAGAUGAGAGGGCCAUAACUCUUUUAUGUGGCUAUCCACUUUGUGGAAAUUCCCUUGAAAAUGUAAGUUUCCACAUUCUCAUUAUAGACCUAACCUCUAAAUUAAAAACCUCUACUCUAUUUAACCUUUUACAUUUGUCAGCAUGAUGAGAUAAAAUCCUGUAAACUUGAAAAUAGAGACAGGUAUUUUUAGUUUUUCACUAAAAUUUAUGAUAAUUAAAUUUUUAUAUUUCAGAUUCCUAAAAAGAAAUACCACAUAUCUACAAGGACCAAUAAAGUUUAUGACAUUUCUGAAAGAAAGGUUGGCAUCACUCACUGUUAACAUCAUCAUUUUUUUUUUAAUGCUUUUGUUCUUGAUAGCAAGUUGAAUGACAUUUUUAAAGAAAUAUUUUUGUUAAUAAACUAUUUAUUAGAUCUAUAUUGAUAGCUAUUAGACGUGUUCGGGAAAUAAUGACUGUGUUGUUAUUUUUAUCUUCUCUUUCAGAAUUUUUGCAGCAAUCAGUGUCUUAAGGCUUCCAAACAUUUUCAUACUCAAAUUCCUGAAUCCCCAUUGUGGUCAAGGGAGAGAGAGUUGGAUACUGAAAUUGUUCUCCUUCCAAAUAAAAAUAUCAAGUAACAUAUUGUUAUUCUUGUUUUUUUUUUACUUAGCUUACAGUUUUUUAAAAUAAAUUAUUUAAAAAUGCAAUACAAUAACUAUCUCAAUUAAUGAAUGUAAAAUUUUAAGUUUUUUAAACAUAAUUUAAAUGAAAUUCAAAAAAAAAAUUUUUAAUCCUAUUUCUUUAUAAUUAUUUUUGCACUGGUCUCAUCAAUCUUUAUAAUUCUUUUUUUGCACUGGUCUCAUCAAUACAGAGGGAUUUUAGGGGAUGAAGUUGUUGGAGAAUCCCCAAAAAAACUACUCAAAGAGGAACUAUUGAGACUUGAGGAGCUGGAUAAAAGGUUAUCUCCUUCAAACAAAGAAUCUCCUGAAAUACGCCUGAGAGGGAGGACGCUGGGUGAAACACCAAAACAGAAACUCAGUGAAAAAGUAAAAACUGGAAAAGACACUGAUAAGUUGCCCUGUGACGGGUGUAUAACAAAUGUCAUCUGUGAUCAGGCUGAUGCCAACCGCACAGACAUCCUGGCAUGUGAGAUUAAAAAUCUAACAAUCUCUGACGGUGAAAAUGGUACAAUGCAGAAUGAGGCUCUCAAUGAGAAGAUGGUCACCAACUCUGUUUUGAAACUAAAGGGUUCCGAAAGUUUAAACCUAGUCAGGGAGUCAGAAACAUGUCAAAAGAACAGAAUAACAGAGAGUCCUGUAAGUGGGGAUGACGAAACUAAAACAAGUCACGGGAAUGUUACGGAUAGACAAGGGAGCUCAGUGUCUCAGUCCGAGGGAUCCAAAAUGGAUCAGCUUAUGAAACUUUUAGCUAAAAAGAAAAGUGUUUUAUCGGCUAUGGUGGAUGUCCAGCCUUUGAUUCCAACAAAACCAUUGAGGCCAUUAUUACAGGGAACCAACCCCAUUUCUUUACAGUGUCCAAAUGUACAAUCUUCAUCAACAGUAGAUGCAUCUGGACAAGAAAACCAAGGUGAGGCCAUUAAAAUCCCAUUGGCAACUUCCGACGUUAUGGUAACUGAAAGUGGAUCAAGUGAAAAACCAGUAAAAAGUAGUAACUUUUCUAAUGGCGGAACAAAAAAUUUAAUUUUCUCACCUUUACAGCGUAUAUGCCCGGUCUUGAAAUCGUGGGUUUCAGAGGAUACGUAUAUGUAUAUUUUCUCAAAGUUUGAAAGCAAGGAAACUCCAAUGAGCUUCUCGGAUCCCAAGAUCAAAAUGGGCUAUGCAGAUUUAUGUAAACGUCUAGACAUGCAGCAAAAAGAUUAUGAAAAUAUUGUUGGUGAAUUGGAUGGGGCGACCAGAGCAGAAGAAACCAAGGGAAAGAACCUUAAGGCAACACCUGAUUAUGAGGCCCUGAAAAAAGAGGCUGAAGCUUUUCAGCUAAAGGUGACGGAAUUUCUGACUGGGAAGAGACCCCAGGAUAAAGGUGCCCCUGAUAAAGUGAGUUCAUAUUUACAAUCAUUUUAUUUUAUAUAUUUGUAAUCCUCUAUACUAGACAUUCUAUCAAGUAUCAGACAAUGUAUACUGGUAUGCAUUUUUAUCACUUAAAAAAAAAAUUAAGUUAAAGUACAGUGGAACCUCUCAUAACGAGCACCUCUCAUAACGAGUAAUUCGCAUAAUGAGAAAAAAAAAUGUGAAGAAGUUGCUCCCUUAACGAGCGAUAUUUCGCAUUGCCAGUUACGCAGAAAGGGGAAGUCCCUUUUUCCUGACAUUCAUUUGUGAGCCGGGACUUCCGGUCUGUUAGUGUAUUGUUUUCAUGUGUGAUCACCAGUUUUACAAAUUUUUUAUGCAGACAGUAUUCGUAAUUUUUUUCUGUGCAAAGUGUAAUAACCUGUGCUAAAAUGUCUUCGAAGAGAAAAACCACAAGAAGACAAUCAUAAGAGAGAAAAAAUAACUGUUGAAAUGAAACGUAAAAUCAUUGAAAAGCGAGAACAAGGUGUGAGCGUGGCUAAUCUAGCGCGCACAUACAAUCGGUCAACAUCAACGAUCUGCACUAUUCUGAAGAACAAAAACAAAAUUAAGGAGAUGGAUGCUUCAAAGGGAAACUGUUGCAUCGUACAUUGAGAAGCAUCUCCCUAAUAAGGAGUUGGCUAUUCGUGCUACAAAUUUAUUCAAUGGUAAUGCUGUGACACAUUUUUGUCUAAUUUUGAAGCGUCGGCAAAAACAAAUGUCUUUAGACAGUUUUCUAGUUAAAAAGGAUUAAUUAAUUGUCAUAAAUUCAUAUUUUUAUUUACGUUUUUUGUUUCAAAUCUAAAUUGUAUUCCAAGUUGUUACACUCCUUAACAAUUCAUAAGUAAUUUUAUUUGAAUAAAUGUUAAUAAAAAAUUUUGAAAAAUUUGUAUUUUUUCAGCAUGGAAUGCCUUAUCAUAUUUUACAUUGAUUUGUAUGGGAAAAAUUGUUUCGUUUAACGAGUGUUUCGCCUACGAGUAAGAGUCUGGAAAUAAUUAAACUCGUUAUGAGAGGUUCCACUGUAAUUCCUAUUGCCUAUAUGCCCACAGCACCUUCUGGCUUUUAUUCAAUGUGCUGUUUACUAGACAUUUGUUUUCAAUAUGAUGUACCAUAUUAGAGUAUGUGUACAUUGAAGGGUGGGAAUCAAAGUUAUUUAACCUCAACUAAAAAUGAAUCUGCUGAAUGAGAAACAAUAUAUUUUAGUAUGUUUAACAUAGAGAAGUGCUGUGAUUUGAAAAUGUUCAGGAAGAGAAAUAAGGUAUAUCAAACUCUCAAUAAAAGGGUUUGUGCACAUUUAUUACCAAAAAAAAUUAAAUAUUUUAUCACCAAAGCAAUUUUAGUAUAGAAACAUCAGUAUUUCAUGAAAGCUACAAGUUUAGCCAGUCUCAAAAUUUACCUUGGGGAAAGUUAUAAACGAAAAAUUUGAGCUUUAGGGAUUUCAGUUUUAACAAAUUAAACUUGCAGAAAAAAAUAACCAAAUAUUUAUAUAUUAUUAUUGUUAUUGAUUGUUGCCAUUAUAAGACCAUUCCAAAAUCCUUAUCUACUAGUAAUGCGUUAGGACUUUUACCACAGGAGCUAUUUUGUUGUUGCUCACAAAGAUUAUCUUGCUCAUCUCCCUUGAACUAACUGCUAUUGUUAUUAUUUUCUAUAAUAUAAAUUUAGAAUGCUUAAUUAUUUUCACAAGUUGCUUUCAGUGACCAAUACAAAUCAUAGUUUAUCCUUACAGAAAACAGUGCUAUUUCUGUUUAUGUCCAGAAUAAACCUACAUAGAGAAUAUUGUUUAGCAUAAUUAAAUUGUAUUACCGACGAAUUUUUUAAAAUAAAUUAGUAGGUUAAAAUGUAGACUCCACUCACCUCAAGUAGAUAUUUCAUUUGAAAUACAGUUUAAAAAAGUGAUUACCUUGGUAACUUUUGAAUCAUAACAAUUCAAUGAAACAUACCUAGUGCAGUCAACCCUUAGUUAACUUUUCACUGCAUGAUGUUUAUAGGCUAAAUUUGACUCUCAUACCAUUACUAAUAUACAGCAGGUAACAGAAGAUGAUGAUGCUGACCAUAUCAUUCUUCCAUCUGUUGAUGCAUACAAUCAGCAGCAAAUAAGAAUGAAAAUUGUCCUUUAUCAGCUGGAUAAGUCGUAAGUUUUACCAUUCACUUUACAUUAUAGGAAAAUUUACUUCAAACUAAUGUAAAAGGCAUAUCCUACAGAUCGGUGAUCUUCAUUAUAAAACAUCUGCAUAUUCUUGCCAUUAAAUUAAAGUUAUUAAUUAAAUCUACAUCAGAAAAUAGCUUCAUUGACCCAUCCUGCAUCAUAUAUCAUUGUGCUAUAUAAAAAAAAAAAAAAAAAAAAGAGUGACUCAAAGAAAUACACAAAUAUUUCUUAUUUUAAAAUUAUUUUCUAUUUAAAAUUAAAUCUACAUCAGAAAAUAGCUUCAUUGACCCAUCCUGCAUCAUAUAUCAUUGUGCUAUAUAAAAAAAAAAAAAAAAAAAGAGGGACUCAAAGAAGUACACAAAUAUUCCUUAGUUCAAAAUUAUUGCCAAUUUACAAUACAAAUCCCCUUUUUUAAAAAAAAAAAUGCCUUGAUUUAUUUAUGCAUUACUAAUGUUGGGUUUAUCUUUAAAAAUGUGUCCAGACUGCCAAAUCUCUUAACUCCCUUGGCAUUAUCAGUUCAAGAUGUGUCUACCUUGAUCAGAGAACUUGUUUUUACUUUUCGGUUAGUAUUUCUCUUUGAAUGUUUCUUUCUUUCUUCUUGUAUUAAGUAAAUUCAGUCAUUAAAACUGUUUCAGCUUCUGUCUUAUUGAAGUGAGAUGUGCAAACUUAUAUCAUAGGUUUUGAUUCAAUAUAAAGAAUUACAACUGUUUGAACUAUACUCAGUUAAAUGGCCACCACCUCAUUUGUUUUUAUUUAUUUUUCUAUUAAAAAAAAAAAAUGGUUCAACAUCUGUAUUCCUUAGUUUUUUUAUCAUUAAGUUUAUUCAAUUUCUCUUUUGAAGCAGACGUAAAAUAAUCUUAGUUUUAUUUUUACGUGUUAAUAAUUUUUAAGUUGAUUUUUUAAGAAAAGUUUAAAAUUUCUUUAUGAUUAAAUCCCAACCAAAAUAUCUGUUAUUGUUAUAUAUAUAUGUUAUUGUUAAAUUUUGUAAUUCUUUUUUAGGCUCCAGAAGGACAAUAUUUUAUUUAAACCCUCAGAGUGGAUGAUUGUUGCUAUCUUUAUUCUUAAAAUGUAAGUAUUUUAAUAAUUAAUUGUGGGUGACUUGAACCAGUGUUUAUUUUAUUAGUGAAAGGUGUUUUAAUUUAAUUGUGUUUAAAAUAUUGUCCUCUAAAUUACUCAUAUUUCAAAAUAUUUAUUAAGGGACCAUCCAAAUAGUAAUUACGCAAGGGGGGGGGGGGGGGGGGGGGAUGGUGUCAAUUUUGGAGAUUUUGCAAUGGCUUGCAUCUGGCCAGAGGGGAGGGGGUCUUGGCAGAAAGUAUGUAUAUUUAUUUAUAAAAAAAUAAUUCUGCUCCCCCAGCGGUUACUAAAUCUAAAUGAUCACUAAUUAAGUCCUUAUCGUCACCAAGGGAGUUCAUUGAUGGCUGAUUUCUACGCUAGAGAAAUACUUUAGAUGUCUUGUGUUUAAAUUGUUAUAAUUUUAAAAUGUUGUUUUGCCUAAAAUAUGUAAGUAUUUAUGUGUUGAAAAUGAAUUUGAACAUGGCGAUGAGAAAACAACUUCUUUUUAUUUGAUCAAUGAAAGAAUCUUAACUUAAUUACCCUGAAAAUUCUGACAGUCCAUAAAUAGCACAUCUCUAAUUCUUUAAAAAUAUCAGGCAAUGUUUUGUAAUUUUCGUCUUGUGUGAACAAUUUUUUGCAUAUGUACUAUAGUGAUAGCCCUUAAUAUUACAUUUUUUUUAUUAGUAAUCCAAAUUUUUGCUUUUGGUGCAAUUAUGUCCAAUUGAAAAAUAUUUUAAGUCGUUUUAUUUUUAAUGCCAUUAUUGUUAAUAUCGCGUUCACACUUUGUUUCCUUCAGGUUGUCUCGCAAAAGCAGGCCUAUUGCUAUGGCCUUUCAUGAUGAAUCGGCCACCAAAUUUUUCAGUAUCCUCUUAAAAGGCAUUGGACAUACAACGGAGGACCUUGAAAAACUGACAGAUGAAAUACUUGAGUCUUGCCAUGUUCAAUUAUAAUAAAUAUUAUGCUACUCCGUUUAUUGUGAAUCAGAGCAGCAUAUAAAAUAAACUGUUAUAAAUAC
Molecule: messenger RNA, 7988 nt
Organism: Lymnaea stagnalis (great pond snail)
Lineage: Eukaryota; Metazoa; Mollusca; Gastropoda; Lymnaeidae
Source: the annotation of a GenBank genome assembly